Molecule: messenger RNA, 1675 nt
Organism: Branchiostoma floridae (Florida lancelet)
Lineage: Eukaryota; Metazoa; Chordata; Leptocardii; Amphioxiformes; Branchiostomatidae
Product: location of vulva defective 1-like
Exons: 2
Coding region: 390-1652 (420 amino acids)
Source: RefSeq, a predicted model, not a curated record
AACAUAUAUGUGGACAUUAUUCACUUUUCCUAACUAUUAUUUUCAACUAGACAAAUGCCAGUAGUCACUUGAUACAAAUCAGCUCUUAAGGCCGUUAUCCAUUACAAAGGAGUUGUAUGUAUCCCACACGUAACGAUACUUGUGUAACCCAGCACCCGUCAAUAGACCAUGUGAAUGGGUGCGUGACGCGGCCGUGGGUUUUUCUUACCAACGAGUUUAUCAACGUUGUUAAGUUACAGUGUUAAGUUCGCCAAAGCUCCGGAGCAAGCCGGUUCACGGUUUAUCAGUGUGUUGUCAGGACGUUACGAUAACGUAGACAAGAAGUAAGACGUAACACCUUCCACAGGAGCAAUCUUCUGCGUGUUCUUAAGACGUUUGAACUUCUUAAGAUGUAUCGGCCGUUCUGUAUGCUGUUAUACCUGCUUUGCUUGUACGGAGGAAAGAGAAAGGCGGUCGGACAGACGGCCACAGAAAAUACGACCACAGGUACGACCACAGAAACAACAACGUUUUCAACCGUAGAGCAGACGACAAUGGUUUCGUCUGCAGCUGCAACAACCCUACAUUUAGGGCCUAACGUUAUAACCACGACGGGGAAAACAACCAUGGAGAAGACGACUAGAAAUUCUUCUGAAGUUACAACAACCCUACAUGUAGGGCCUAACGUUACAAACGCGACAGGACAAACAAGCCCGACAUCGACCAUUGCCGCAAGGUUCGCCCCGCAAACUUCAACCCCAGCCCAAAGCGUGUGUACCGUCGACACAAACAACAGCGCGACUUGUACCGUCUCACCUGGAAGCCCAGAUUGUAAUAACCAAGAAACGUGGAUUGUCGAAGUUUCAAUUAUAAGCACGAACAUUGAAAACGCUGCCGUACUUUUUGAUGGAAACGACCAACUUGUUCUUGUCGACACAGUAAAAAAUAACCGAACGGUAACAGUUCAAUACAAGAUAAGUUGCUGUUAUGCGUCAUCAACGUUCACAGUUAGUGAAGAACAGUUAAACUCCACGACUUGCAGAGUUUCCAUCGGUACUCCUGGCACGACCUCUGACCUCUCAUUCGACAAGGACACCCUUGCGCAUGUCGCCAUUACCUGUGGCGCAGGGAUAUCUUUGUUCGUGCUUGUGCUCUGCCUAGUGGCUACUAUUCGCAACGGGAAGGAACAGAAACCCGGGAAACUCAAACGGAACGAACUGAGCGCCAUAGAUGGUGACACGAGGGUGGAGAGACUACAACCUCAGAGUGUUGGCGGGCCCAGAAGGACGACGCUUGAUUCUGUAUUUGAUGUGAGCUCGAGUUCGCAAGAUCACGUGGCGCCUUCAGAAAGAUCUCGAAGCUACGCUAUUGAGGUAGAGAACCACAGAGGAGGACCUUACCGCGUAGAUGAACACCACAGGGGUUAUGAACACUCCCAUACAAGUCCUGACAGACGACAUGACGUCAUUUCCUCAUCUGGCCCCUGGUCCACGUUUCCAACUCAAGAAGACGAACGUUCACGACAAUAUUCCCGCUUUGCGACACAGCCAACGGAACAUUACGACAGACCAAACGACUUUUGGGGGGUAAAUUACCAUGGCAACGAGUGGGACACGCCAUCCUAUUAUAGGGGGAUUCGGUGGGGCCCGCCAGCUGACUUCGAUAUGUACUAAGUAAUGAUAAUAUUUUCUGCGAG